Planococcus citri (citrus mealybug) is the source of this 4424-nucleotide messenger RNA. RefSeq names its product aldehyde dehydrogenase, dimeric NADP-preferring-like. The record is from RefSeq and is a predicted model, not a curated record. The transcript has 12 exons. Gene Ontology annotation, cellular component: cytoplasm. Bases 274 to 2034 code for a protein of 586 amino acids. Gene Ontology annotation, biological process: aldehyde metabolic process. Gene Ontology annotation, molecular function: aldehyde dehydrogenase (NAD+) activity. NCBI's taxonomy places the organism in Eukaryota, Metazoa, Arthropoda, Insecta, Hemiptera, Pseudococcidae.
UCGCAUUCUAGCUUUACUCCGCAGACGCAGACCCCGAACGAGGAUAAUUUUUACGUGAAUUGAAAACACCAGUCAAUGAUCUUCGAUCAUUCGACGUCGUGUCUGUGAUCGCGAGGAAAAUAUUUUUACGCGGGAAAUUUUUAUUCGCGGAAUUUUUUUUAUUGCGUAGUUAUAUAGUGCUUUUAAUAGCCUAUGCUGUACUUUUAAAUUAUGAAUCGAGUUUUUUAGAGUACAUAGUUGAAUUUUUCAAGUGUUUGAAAAUUUUUUAGUACCAUGAAAAUUGAAAACGAUCUCGUCGAGGUUGUGGUGAAAAAAAGUAAUUCAUUGUCGGCCAUACCGGAGUUAACAUCCACCACGAAUAAUCCACCGACGUCUCCGGAACGAGAAAUUGAUUACAGAUCCGAACAACUUAAUCAUUUCAAAACUGACGUUAAUAUCAAUAUUUAUCCCGAAAAUAAUCUAAAUAUGCCGGCCAAUGCAGCUGAUCUGGUACAGCGAUGCCGCAAUGCGUACGAAAGUGGAAAAACGAAAUCCAUAUCGUUUCGAGAAAAACAACUCAAACAGUUGUUGAAAAUGUACCAAGAAAAUGAAUCUCAAUUUAUCGCAGCCUUAGCUUCGGAUUUACGUAAAAGUAAAAACGAAGCUUAUUUAUCGGAAAUCAAUAUCGUCGUCGCUGAUGUCAUAAAUACACUUCAUUAUUUGAAAGAAUGGACUGCGCCGGAAAAAGUGGAAAAAGGACUAGCAAAUGCUUUGGACGACGUUCUGCUGUGCAAAGAUCCUUACGGAGUUUGUUUAGUCGUCGGAGCUUGGAAUUAUCCCAUCCAACUGACUUUGCUACCCGUCACCGGUGCCAUUGCCGCCGGAAAUUGUGUAAUCAUCAAACCCUCGGAAGUAUCUCCAGCUACGGCUAAAAUCAUCGCCGAAUUAAUUCCAAAAUACUUAGAUCAAGAUUGCUUUCAAGUAUACUUGGGAGGUGUAAAUGAGACGACUGAAUUAUUAAAGCAACGUUUCGAUUAUAUUUUCUAUACCGGAUCAACAGCUGUGGGUAAAAUUGUCAGAGCUGCGGCCAACGAGUAUUUAACACCGGUGACUUUGGAGUUGGGUGGUAAAAGUCCUGUUUUCAUAGAUAAUACAGCCAAUUUAGAUAUUACCGUGAAACGCGUAAUGUGGGGAAAAUUAUUAAACGCCGGUCAAACCUGUAUUGCUCCCGAUUACGUAUUGUGCUCGCAACAAAUACAAGCUCAAUUUGUCGAGAAAGCCAAACGUAUAUUAGCUCAAUGGUAUGGGUCGAGCGCAAAAAAUUCAGCAGAUUUGUGCCGUAUUGUUUCAGAUAAACAUUUCCAGAGACUGAGGGAUCUAAUGAGUAGCGGCAAAGUGGCCGUAGGAGGUGAUUUUGAUGCCAGCGAAAGAUACAUAGAGCCUACUAUUCUAACCGAUGUCAAAGAAGACGAUCCUGUCAUGAAAGAAGAAAUUUUCGGACCUAUUUUACCCAUUGUAACGGUGGAUAGCGCUUACGAGGCGAUUGGAUUCAUCAAUAAAAGACCAAAGCCAUUAUCGUUGUAUAUAUUCUCAUCGGAUAAGAAAGUUCAGCAAAUGUUCUUAACGCAGACUCACAGCGGAUCAGUUUGCGUCAACGAUACGCUAAUGCAAUAUACCGUGGAUACGUUGCCAUUUGGUGGAGUUGGAGCGAGUGGCAUAGGAGCUUAUCAUGGCAGAUAUACUUUUGAUACUUUUAGUCAUAAAAAGAGCGUUUUAGUGAAAAAUUUCAAUCCGAUUGCUGAAUCACUUGGAAGUGCACGUUACCCUCCGUUAACCGACAGGAAAACAGCAGCAGUGAAAUUUUUAUUAGCCAAAAGAUACGGCCUGAGCUUAUCGUUUUUGCCAUACUUGAUCGUAUUCGGCUGCGGAAUGGCGUCUGCAUUUGCGUUGAAAUACAUAGCCAAGAUACGGAAAUACCUAUCAAUUAAAUUCAAUAAUGAAAUUGAAAAUGUUCAAAAUGCCAAUUCGAAUAUUAAAAUGACUAUAACUAAUUAAGUACCGCAACGGCGAAGAAAAAUGUUCGAAAAAUAAAAUAAAUACCUAGUAAAAUAUAUUAGAUAGGUAUACUCAUUAGGUACAUAAUAUGUAUUAAGAUGGGAACAAAUACGUACAUUUGGAUAAGAUAAAGGUCGCAAUCUUUCGUAAUCUUCUUGGCCAGCAGUGUCCCAAAGUGAUGCAUUGUAUGGUAGACCAUCUACGUUGAUUACUAGCGAAUAAUUAUCAAACCUAAAUGAAAAUAAAACAAAAUUAGUGAAUUAUUUAUUAUCAGUUAAUUAAUUACCUACAUAUUUUAUCAUAUUAUGUAGUAUUCCCUGGAAGUUGCAAGAAAUAAGGCGAACAGUACUUUAUGGUUAUCUAUACAUACAAACACAGGGUGUCCUAAAAAUCGUCAAAUGUGAUUUCUUUUUUCAAGAAUUCGAUCACCAAAAAUUUCAACAGAAAAAAAGGAUGAAUAAAAAAUAUGGUUUAAAAAUUGAACAGAAGACAAAAAAAUGUGUGUUUUUUUUUAAUUCAGAGAAGUACCUUACCUAUAAAAGUGAUAUUCUCACCUAAAAUUAAUAGAUCAAUUUUACUUCAGAAACCUACCUAGUGUUUUUUGUUUUUGUUUUUUUUUUCUGAAAAAUGGUUUUACUUUUUAUCAUAUUAAUUACUUAAUCAUAAGAAAAAUAGAUUUUUAGAAAAUUGGAAGCAAUUUGUUCAAAAAAUUCAUAUUCUUACAUACGACCUACUUCUUAAUCCACAAAAAUCUCAAAAUUUUCAAUCUAUCCACUCCCAAGAUACAAAUAUAAAAUGUUGAAAUUUCAACAAGGCAGGAUAUGAUAACUCCAGAAAAGGGUGUAGGGUGACAAUAGACGGUUGAGCAUUUUAAAGCUGAUUUGUAUCCGUAAUUGAUAAUUUGAGUUAAGUAAGGUCGGUAUCUAUUUUUGAUUCAAUCUAAACCUAUCAAAGGCCAUUUUCAACAUCUUUUUUUAUCAUAGAAAAGCUCAAGCUCAGUUUUAAAAAAAAUCACGGUAGCUGUUUCAAGACUUUUGGAACAUAUCAGGUACCUACCUACUUAUGUAACAUGUACGUUUACUAUGUAAGGUGGAUGCAUCAUGAGAAUUCAAUUAAAUUAAUACCUACCAGCACUUGUAAUGAAUAUAAUCACUCCAAAACAUUACUUACUUAUCUUUAUGCAAUUCAAGUUGUUAGUUAAUUGCACGAUAAAAGUAAUGGGAGUAUGAUAUCAUCACGUUUUUUAAAUUCAAAACUCGCAAAAAAUAUUAAAAAUUUAAAAAAUACUCGUAAAUAAAAUUCUGAAGCUACUUACACUGUAGGAAUAUAUUCGGUGGGGAAUUCGUGAGACGUGUACGUAAUCAGUAUGCAGGUCUUUCCAACCAUGCCAUCUCCAACUGCGGUAAUUUUCAAAUUUCUUUCAUUUUCCGAUUGACUAAUGUUGGUGUGUUGGGAUGAAAUGAACCCAUUCGUAUAUUUAUCUUGCGUCAUUUUUACGCCACCUGUUCAGACAAAAAAAAAAUCAGAAUUAAAAAUUGAAUACUUCCACGUCAUUCUUGGUUGGUACAAAUUAUUUUUAAUCGAGUCAAUGAAAAAUAUCUACUAAUGGUGAACAAUCAUAAAGAAUCGAGUGUGUGGGUAGAAAAAUUAAGAACUCUAUGAACUUGACCUAUUAUGGAGCAUGAAAGGCACAACCAACCUAAUGUAAUAGACCAAUAGUUUACCCCGCAAACAGUUGGUGUUGUAGAGAUAUUCAACUACUAUUCAUACGUAUCAAAUGGCAAUUUUUUUCUAAAACCUGCACCGAUGAUAUCGAUGACAGAUUCAUCUCUACCUGCGUGUUUCCGCUAAUAACCAUGAAAACACGUUUUUACCAAAUUACACACGCCACAUUACGAGUAUUAUACUGUUAGGUUAGAUAUACACAUAACUUAUAUCAGGUGAGUCACUGUAAUAUGAGUAAAGAAGAUAUCAGAGUCCGUCGUCCGGCGUUAUAUUUUAAAUAUGCGGACGCGUAUCGUCGGCCAGAGGAAUUUUUCUUAUUUCAGCGAAUUCUUCGGUAUGUAAUGGUAAUAGUAGUAUCUGCCUCUUUCUAUUGCGAUACUUUUCAGCGUUAUCGAAAACUUUACACGCGAUGAUAGAAAAAAAUAUCAAUCAUCGAAUGAUAUAAUGGAAAGAUAAAAAAUUAAAUUCUAGGUACCUUAAGUCUUAACAGUUAACUCCUAAGCCCUUCUACGUAGGCCACUUAUCAACUCACUCGUCACAUUGUCGCCAAUUUUAUUGACGAGAAAUUUCCAUAAAUGAUACAGGGUCUUCGAAUGAAUCGUAAUUACGACUGUAAUUAAUAAUUCUGAAUGUAAUCAUUUUUUAAAAUAAACGAAUGUGCUCUA